Messenger RNA from Choloepus didactylus (southern two-toed sloth), 4772 nucleotides. RefSeq names its product zinc finger and BTB domain containing 8B (gene ZBTB8B). The record is from RefSeq and is a predicted model, not a curated record. Gene Ontology annotation, biological process: regulation of transcription by RNA polymerase II. Lineage: Eukaryota; Metazoa; Chordata; Mammalia; Pilosa; Megalonychidae. Gene Ontology annotation, molecular function: DNA-binding transcription factor activity, RNA polymerase II-specific; protein binding; RNA polymerase II cis-regulatory region sequence-specific DNA binding. The coding region runs from base 1 to 1473 and encodes 490 amino acids. The transcript is spliced from 3 exons.
AUGGAGAUGCAAUCCUAUUAUGCCAAGCUCUUGGGGGAGUUGAAUGAACAGCGCAAGAGGGACUUUUUCUGUGACUGUAGCAUCAUUGUGGAGGGGCGGAUCUUCAAGGCCCACAGGAACAUUUUGUUUGCCAACAGUGGCUACUUCCGAGCCCUGCUCAUUCACUACAUUCAGGAUAGUGGGCGGCACAGCACUGCCUCCUUGGACAUUGUCACCUCUGAUGCCUUUUCCACCAUCUUAGACUUCCUUUAUUCCGGGAAAUUGGAUUUGUGUGGGGAGAAUGUGAUUGAAGUUAUGUCGGCUGCCAGCUACCUGCAGAUGAACGAUGUGGUGAACUUCUGCAAGGCAUACAUCAGGUCAUCCCUUGAUAUUUGUCGAAAGAUGGAGAAGGAGGCCGCUGUGGCUGCAGCGGUGGCAGCAGCAGCAGCAGCAGCAGCCGCAGCUCAUCAAGUGGACAAUGGAAGCCCCAGUUCAGGCCGGGAAGGAACCUCUUGUGGUCUCAAGAACUUGGUUUCCUCUCCAGCCAAGGGAGAAGAGAGUGUAGAUUGUCCAAGAAAGGCUCCUUGUGGUGACUGUGGAGGCUGCCACCCCUUGGAACUGGUGGUGAAAGACAGCCAGGGCUAUGGUUCAGCUGGGAGUGACGUCCCUACUCCUCCCAAACGGAUAGAGCCCAAGGUGGAGUUUGAUGCUGAUGAAGUGGAGGUGGAGGUUGGUGAACAGCUUCAGCCAUAUGCCACCCCACUGAGCCUGGCCCACAUGGAGGAAGGCUUGCCCAGUGGCCAGGCUGUUGACUUGGCAUAUAGUAACUACCAUGUGAAGCAAUUCCUGGAGGCACUCUUGCGCAACAGUGUUGUCCAGAGCAAAGAUGACUCAGACCAUCACUUAUCUCAGAGUUUGGAGGGAAGACCAGAUGGUGCAGGAGUAGCCAUGAAUUCUCUGAUGGAUGUCCAGGCUGACUGGUAUGGAGAGGACACAGGUGAUGUGUUGGUGGUCCCCAUCAAGCUCCACAAGUGUCCUUUCUGCCCUUACACUGCCAAGCAGAAGGGCAUCCUUAAGCGGCACAUCCGCUCACACACGGGUGAGCGGCCCUACCCCUGUGAGACCUGUGGCAAGAGGUUCACCCGGCAGGAGCACCUGCGGAGUCAUGCCCUGAGCGUCCACAGGUCCAACCGUCCGAUCAUCUGCAAGGGCUGCCGAAGAACCUUCACGAGUCACCUGUCACAGGGGCUGCGGCGCUUUGGGCUGUGUGACAGCUGCACCUGUGUUACGGACACACACGACGAUGACGAUGACUUGAUGCCCAUCAACCUUAGCCUGGCGGAGGCUUCAUCCGAAAGCCAAGAAAAGAGUGACACAGACAACGACUGGCCAAUCUACGUAGGGUCUGGAGAGGAAGACGACCCUGCCAGAGAUGACUCUGAUGACAAGCCACAGAUGCAGCCCAGCUUAUCAGACCAAGAAACACUUAUCUAGCAAUAGGUUGGCAGGGAAGAGGUGUAGAAUUUGCUAUUGCUCCUUCUGUGAUUGAAAGCUCUCCAUUUGUUCAGUUUUGUGGAACCCUGAGAGGAAUGUUCUUUCGCUGUUACUACAUUUGCAUUUUUGUUAGACCACGUGGUGGAGGUUGGAUUUGGUGACUCAAAGGACAAUUAAUUUUUUUUAGUGUGGUGUCCUUGGUUUCUGAGGGCUUUGCCAGCCACUCCUUCAUUUUGAGUGAAUCCAGGCGGGUACUGAGGCUUCCCGUUUUUCCUGUUGUGCAUCCAAACCCUGGUUAAGGGAGAAGCGAGAAAAUCUCCACACUUGUUUACGUAUUGUCCUCGUUUGUUCGCAUUGCUUUGUCAUCAUCCUCUUUCUCUGAAGAGGUGGGCAAGAGUAUAUUAAGUUUCAGGAUCAAUCUUUUCUUUGCCAUACCUCUCCUAAUGAAUUUCACAUUUUAAUUUUCUGGCAAAGUAUCAACAAGAAAGCCUCAUUGAUAUAAGGCAGGCAAGGCUGUCUGAUUUCAUGAUCAUAAAAGGUACUUUCUAAUUCUGAGACUGCAAUUUUAAAGGCUGGGGCUAUUUAUGUGCAGACAAGCAUGGAAAGGAGCUGAAAGGCUCAUGGUGUCCCCUGACUUGCACUGCUGAAUUAAAUUUCAAGUUCACUCCAGGAAGGGACCCUGGGGGGCAAGGUCUAGGUGGUCUCCCUGUCUGAUUCGGCAUCUGACACUUCUACACACAUGAACAACCUGUUCUAUGAUCUUUAAACAAGUCAUUUGGCAAAACUCUACUUUUUCCAGCCAUUUCCACGAACCAUUGCUGUGUAACCUGGAAAUGUAGCCACUACUGACUUUUCUUUUAUCUAAUUUAUGAAAAGAACUUUAACUGGAGUAAUAGUGCAAGCCAUAAAAAGAAGUCAUACUUCUAAAUCUUUUAAAAGAUCCUCUGGUGGGAAAAAGGAGGGUUAGGAGAACAAGUUUUUAAAACCAGUCUACUUUUCACCUGCUUUGCAGUCAUCCAAUUAUUCUAACAAAAGCAACUGAACUUCCUUAAAAGGUUCAUGGGCAGGAAGUAUAAGGAACUGAGGAUGUAAUUUAAGGCAUGUUCAUAAUUUUAUCAUAUCUAAAAAUGGAUUCUAAACAAAAUCUUUUUUUCUCCCUUUUAGUACAGUUUUGUUUCAAAAGGCAGUAAAAGCACUCUCCCUUCCUUUCUGCCUUUUGAACAAAAAAAAUUAAUCAAAACAUUACAAAUUGGCUUUAAGUGUUCGUCAUUGAAGAGUUGGAAAGGUAUUUAAACUGUGCUUCUCAGUAGAAGUUAGAAUCCAGAACAGUGCUACUCAAACCGAGGCCCAGACAGGCACUAAUCUAUGAAUUAUUUACUACCUGUCUGCGACAAGGAAAGUCAGAAAUUAAGAGUGAGCAUAGAGAAACUUUUAUAACAAUUUGAUAUUGCUGCAAAACCCAAGUGUGUGAUCAGCGUUCUCGUACCUAUUGAACAGGGCAUGGAUAAGCGCAGUUGUGCUAAGCUGCGUGGUAUAGACAUUGGAUACCUGUCUACACAGUUGGGCCGUGUAUUGGUCUGCCAUGGGUUGGAAAUUUAAAAACUGGUCUUUUACCACAGAAGGUUUGCAAAUCGUUGUUCUAGGUCAAGAAUUACAAAUUGAAAAUAGUCAGGGAUAAGAAACGUUUUUCUCACCCAAAAUAAAAAUAUUAGCUGUUGUUUUAAAAGAGGGAACUUAGCAAAUGAGAAAGCUAAAGGGAUGCAUAGAAGAUUUGCUCUGCAAGGAGUUAUGUUUGAUAUUUUUGCCCUUUCUGUUUAAAUUAUUUAUGAUAUUUUAAUAUGACUUUUCUACCUUACAGUUCAACUUUGCUCCCUGCUUUUUCUGGUAACCCCAUGACCUAUUCAUGGGGUGAGCAAAAAGUCCAACAUUAGAGAUUUCACUAUAAGACAAUGAUUCUCAACCAGGGCAAUUUUGCUCCCUGGGGGACAUCUGACAAUGUCUGGAGACAUUCUUGAUUGUUAUGAUCUGCUGGCCUCUAGUGGGUAAAGGUCAGGGAUGCUGUAAAGAUCCUACAGUGCACAGGACAGCCCCUCCACAACAAAGAAUUUUCCAGUCCCAAUGUCAAUAGUAGCAAGAUUGAGAUAUCUUGAUGUAAGAUAAAGUAAGAUUUAAAAAAAUGACCAUUAAUGAGUGAAACUAAUCUUGUGUUAUACUUCAGACUACCUUUUACCUUCCUAAUAUUUCAUAGGCCCUGAUGCUUUCACACAUUUUAGAAAAUAGUGGAUUAGUAAAAUGGGAGAACUGAGGCCAGGAUGGGUCACAGCUUGUCCAAGAUCUGAUUAGGUAUAUGAUGUGGAAACUUGGGAAUUUUGACACUGAUUCAUACACCCAGAACCAUUACUAGGUUCUGAUAAUUUUAUUAAAUUUUAAAGUAGCAGCAUCAUUGGGAGAAAAGCUGCAUGGAAGCUUAAUAUUUGAGUGAGUCCCGUUCUGCCAUAAAGCCUCAGUUUGUUGCAUUCCUGUUUGUUUGUUGGCAUUGGCAAUAACUGUUUGUAACACUGAAUUCUAUAACUUUUAAAAGAAAUACUUGUUUUGUCUGGACUACUGGAUCAUAAGCUGGUUCUCUGUUUUAAAUUUCUGUACACAUUUUGGUGGUAUUUAUAAUGUGCACAGUGUCUUUGAGGUUUAAUUCAGGGAGCUGGUAUUAUUUUUAUAAGUAAAUUCACAGUUGGGCCUGACACAGACCGUUAGUGAUUUAGUUUUUAUUCUGGCAUAUUUCUGGCACAUUCAGCAAACUCACAAAGGGAUAUUUUAAAUCUUAUAUAUUAAUAUAUUGUCUGGGUGGAAUAGGAUUCUUACUUGUAGAAUUAAAAAAUGGCACCCUUGGGAAGUUGCUUCUCUUGAGGGAAGGGAACAGGCUUUCAUCACCAGGGUUAAGAAGGAAUGUAAAUAAGGCUUGUAAAUCCUAAAUUCAGAAAUUAUACAGAGCAUCAUGAUUUCUGGUCAUUUGGCAGAAAGAUACCAUUAUGAUGUAUAUAUUUUGGAGGCCACAAGACUGAAUAUUCCUUGAGAAAGCUGCUUUCUUAGUAGUCUGCAAAAUGUUGUGGAAUUGAGUAUUCUGGUGUUCAGAAUACUAUGAUUUUUUGUUGUUGUUGUUAACUGAUGUUGUGACAAACCCCACAGGGAAAAAGUAACAGAUAGGGCUGCAUGCACUGAUUAUGAGAGCAGUGGGGAAGACAGGAAUGGCCUUGGUCAGCUGAAUUCAGAUUGUUCCAUUUGGACUUCUGGGUUUUUCUCGU